AUGCUCCCCACAACAUCCAUAACCCUCCUCCUUACCCUCUUCCUCACCAUAACAUCCGCCUCUCCGAUAUCCUUUUCCUUCCCCCUCGUCGCCCGGGGUGCCCUGACGGAAACCCAAAUGCUCGCCAUCGCACCGACGUCCAAGAACUGCGACAAUCCCCCCGCAAAAGGCGAAUGCGCAACCGCCAAACAAGCAGUCAAGUUCACCACGCAGUCUUUCGAUAAAUAUGCCGUCACCUCCAAGGCGGAGCAGGCUGCCGUCAUCAGUCUGAUGGCGUUUGAAUCGGAUGAUUUCAAGUAUAACAAGAACCAUUUCCCGGGGGUUCCUGGGCAAGGGACUCGCAACAUGCAGUCGCCAGCGUAUAACAAAAAAUACGCAGCCUCGAUCCCCGCGCUGAAAGACAAGGUUGCCAAGGUUAGCAGUCCGGCUGCUUUGUUGGAUUUGUUGCGUGAGAACGAGACUUAUGAUUUCGGAUCCGGGGCUUGGUUCUUGACUACGCAGUGCUCGAAGGAUGUUCGGGCUAAGUUGCAGAAGGGCGAUGAGGCCGGGUGGCAGAUGUACAUUAGUGAUUGUGUGGGGACUAGUGUUACGGAUGAGAGGAAGGAGUAUUGGGAGAGGGCUGUCAAGGCUCUUGGUGUUUAA
This is a messenger RNA of Penicillium cinerascens, 642 nucleotides long. RefSeq lists its product as uncharacterized. NCBI's taxonomy places the organism in Eukaryota, Fungi, Ascomycota, Eurotiomycetes, Eurotiales, Aspergillaceae. The record is from RefSeq and is a predicted model, not a curated record. The coding region runs from base 1 to 642 and encodes 213 amino acids. The transcript has 2 exons.